This is a messenger RNA of Sphaeramia orbicularis (orbiculate cardinalfish), 2963 nucleotides long. RefSeq names its product sphingomyelin synthase-related protein 1-like. The record is from RefSeq and is a predicted model, not a curated record. NCBI's taxonomy places the organism in Eukaryota, Metazoa, Chordata, Actinopteri, Kurtiformes, Apogonidae. Bases 435 to 1727 code for a protein of 430 amino acids. Gene Ontology annotation, molecular function: sphingomyelin synthase activity; ceramide cholinephosphotransferase activity; protein binding. The transcript is spliced from 6 exons. Gene Ontology annotation, cellular component: Golgi membrane; endoplasmic reticulum membrane; plasma membrane. Gene Ontology annotation, biological process: ceramide biosynthetic process.
AUGAGGCCCAUAAAAUGACAGUUUCAGUGCUGUAAAAGCUAAACCAGUUACUUAUUUAUAUAUGAACGCUUUAUAACAUCUUUAUCUAGUGGUAUUAAAUAAACAUGUGCCUUAAAACUGAGCCGUAAUCAUGUUUUACCAAUUUAACUGGGGUCAUUUUCACUUUGCAUCUUUGUGGAAACAGUAUGUAAGUUAUAGCUUUCAUUCAACCCUUAGCAUAAGUACAGUCAUGUUGGCUGAGCUUGUCAGACCUUUGGAGCAGCAGCGGGAACAGGGCGGGCUGCGCUGUGGUGCGCUUAUCAGCAGGUCAAAGGGCAACGUAGGAGGAAAAAGAGAGGACAGGAGUGUGUUUCAUCUUUACAUGAGUCAGUCUGUAGGAGAGGAAGCACUCAUAUGUUGGACCAGACCUCUGCUUGUUUAACUCUGCCUGUGGAAUGGCGCCAUCAGAGGACAGUGUGAGCAUCUGGAGCUGUAAGCAGGUGGCCCAGUGGCUGCAGGAGGAAGGCUUUGGAGACUAUGUGGAGCUGCUUUGCAGCCAGCACCGCCUGGACGGCCCCAGCCUGCUGGCUCUGACUGAGGCUGACCUGCGUGGACCACCACUUGGCCUCACUGUACUGGGAGACAUCAAGAGGCUGGCUUUAGCUAUCCGCCGGCUCCAGAGACAAAACCAAGCUCAGCUGGAGGAGCUGGGCCUCCAUUCCACAGACAGUCUUACUGCCGGAGUCCCAGUGGGUCCUGCAGAUCUUGAAUGGAGCUGUGAUGGUGCUGACAGGAGGUACGAAAGAGGUAAUCAGCUGUGCAAUGGGACUGAGCUGCGCCUGAGGAACACCGAUAGAUCUAGAUAUAGCUCGGGAGCGGUGCUGUGUCAUUCACACUCCAAUGGGAGGUGUAGGCAGAACCUGGCUGGGAGACUGGACCCUGAGGUGUGGAAGACAGUCAUCAGUUCUGUAUAUGUGUUUUUUGUGUUUGGAUUCACAUCCUUUGUCAUGGUCAUCGUACAUGAGCGUGUCCCGGACAUGAGGACUUAUCCACCACUGCCUGAUAUAUUCCUAGACAGUGUUCCCAGAAUCCCCUGGGCUUUUGCAAUGGCAGAAGCAUGUGGUGUCAUCCUGUGCUACAUGUUCUUGUUAAUCCUGCUCCUGCAUAAACACAGGUCCAUUCUCCUCAGGCGACUCUGUUCUUUGAUGGGAACUGUAUUUUUGCUACGCUGCUGUACUAUGUUUGUCACCUCCCUCUCUGUGCCUGGGCAGCAUCUAAAAUGUGCCAGUAAGACGUACGGUGAUACCUGGGGGAAGAUACAGAGGGCACUGGCUAUCUGGAGUGGGUUUGGAAUGACUCUGACUGGUGUUCAAACCUGUGGGGACUACAUGUUCAGUGGACACACAGUGGUCAUCACACUGCUCAACUUUUUUGUGACUGAAUACACUCCCCGGACUUGGAAUCUUAUUCACACCAUCUCCUGGGUGUUAAACCUGUUUGGUAUUUUCUUCAUCCUGGCGGCUCAUGAGCACUACUCCAUCGACGUGUUCAUCGCCUUCUACAUUACCACCCGCCUCUUCCUCUACUACCAUACUUUAGCCAACACACGUGCCUAUCAGCAGAGCCGGAGGGCACGCAUUUGGUUCCCCAUGUUCUCCUUCUUCGAAUGCAACGUGAACGGACCGGUCCCCAAUCAGUACCACUGGCCCUUCAACAAACCAGCCUUCAUGAAAUCUCUGAUUGGAUAAGGAGUAGGACUGGUAUUCUGAUUGAGGAACUUUUUACCUGAGAUGCUGCUUUUUCUCCUGGUUAUGAAUGUUCUUUGGGAAUUUGUUCCCAUCAUUUUUAUGGUUGGAUGAUCUUUAUUUUGUCAAGUGUUAUAUUUAUAUAAGGAGCAGUUUGGCAUUUUGAAAUAUGCUCUUAGUUAUUUGUUAUCUGAGAGUUGGAUGAGAAGAUCAACACUUUCAGGCUAUAGGAAGGAGAUGGUAAGUGUAGUUUGGCAUAAAGGCUGGAUCUGCCUUCUGUUCUGAGGCAUAUUAAUAGCUUGCUAUAUCUUUAUGACAAGCUAAGAUAUUUGCAUAAGCCGUAAAAAUAAUAAUUCAGAAAGGUGCAAAGUUACAGCUCCUGCCCAGAAAUAGGCUGACACGUUCUGGGUGAAACCACAGUAUUUGAAUAGGCUUAUGGUUUCGUAACUGGGUGGAUUUGGUUAUUUUUGUAGUAAGCCAUGCUACCUGUUAUCCUCUGCUUCCAGUCUUUGUACUAAACUAAACUAACACUGCCAAACCAAAGUAAAGAAGUUUAUUUUGUGGCCUAAACUGCAGGUAUAAUGUAUUUUCAGGACAGUGUUAAACAAGUUCAGACUUUUGCCUUUAAUUAGUGUCUCUAUCAUUCAUUUCCCACAUUGGUGAUGUUAAAGGUUUGUUAGUGGUUAAGGUUGUUCAUCUCACUCAGUAUUAUAAUAAACUGAAAAGGCCUUACUUGUGUAGUUAUAAAACACAGUCCACUGGUUGGUUGAAAUGUUUUGCUUUACAGGGUUAUUUGACACCUCAAACUACUACCAAAGGAGUUUAUUUGUUUUUAAUUUUUUGUUUUUUUGGGAGGUCUGGAUUUCCUACAGUAAAAUAAUUGCACCAUGUUCCAUUUUGCCAAUCAGACCUCAGUAUAAUGACACUUUGGUGAUUCUAUCUGAUUUUACCAUGAUUCAGUCUAAUCUGGUACUAUCUUUUUAUGAACUCUUAACUAUGUCAUGAGCAUAGGUAUUUAUGUUUGGAGCUUUACUGUCAGAUUUUUUCAUUAUUUCAAAAACAUUGAGAUGACAAAGCUUCAAAUACAUAUGGUUUACUUGUAAAGUCUGAUCUAGACCAUGUAUUUUUUUUUUUUACUUUUUUUUUUUUUUUUUUUUUUGUAUUUUGAUGCUUUAUUUGCAAUGCAAGUGAUCUAUCUCUGCCUAUGGCUCAGCAUUAAAAGUUUACAUUAAACCAGAA